GGAUGGGGGAAGGGCCCGAGCCGUGCAUGAUACAGACAGAACUUGCUUAUGGCUCUCUCCGUCGAUGGGGAACUGUGACAGGACGCAAAAGGAAAAGGGAUCUUUCUCCUCACGACUGAAGCGUACGCACACUGUUGGGACCACAAUGAUAUAAUCACGAAAAAGGGGAAGACGGGAGGACAGCCGAAGUUGGACCGGCGGAGAUGAGCGGGGCGGUGAUUGCGGCGAUAUACCGAGGUGUUGUUCUGCUAUUGUUGCGCUGCUCGCGUGUUCCAGUUGGAUUUUGAGACGGUAUCCCUGUCUCUGUCUCGCCCAGGGCUGUGGAGAUUGUUCUGAAAGGAAAAGGACAACAAACGGGGGAAGUGAACAUGGCUGGGACCUCGGGCUUCUUUUCCAACGGACCCAUUCCGUGGAUUGAGAGUGACACCGAGAUGAACAAUCUUUACCGGGAUCUGGAAUUGGGGACCGUGUUGACUUUGUUUUACUCCAAAAAGUCCCAGCGACCCGAGAGAAGGACAUUUCAGGUCAAACUUGAGACGAGGACAAUUAUCUGGACCCGAGGCACGGAUAAAAUAGAGGGAGAAAUUGAUAUCCGAGAGAUAAAGGAGAUCCGAGCGGGCCAGAAGUCUCGGGACUUUGAGCGCUAUGUGGAGGACUCUACAGCACGACUGGACCAGGCUCACUGCUUCGUCAUCCUACACGGCACUGAGUUCCGCCUCAAAGCACUCAGCCUAGCAGCGACGUCUGAUGAGGAGAUGACCAUGUGGGUGAAGGGGCUGACCUGGCUGGUGGCAGACACACUCAAAUCCCCCACCCCUUUACAGAUAGAGAGGUGGUUACGGAAGCAGUUUUAUGCCGUAGAUCGCAAUAGAGAAGACAAGAUAUCCUGUAAGGAUCUGAAGAGCAUGCUGUGCCAGGUUAACUACAGGGUCCCCAACAUGAAGUUCCUCAGAGAGAAACUUCCGGACUCGGAGUUGAGGAAUGGAGACGUGUCCUUUAGCCAGUUUUCCCAGCUCUAUCGCAGCCUGAUGUUUGACGCCCAGAAAGCUAUGGAGAUUCCUUUUCUACAGAGGUUCAUUGAGAGACCAGAGCAGAAGAUCUUACUAGAAGACUUCAAGACUUUCCUUCUGGAGGCCCAGAAGGAGCUGUGGGCCACCGACAACAAUAAGGUGCAGGAGUUUAUGUUUGGGUACCUGAAGGACCCUCUGAGAGAGGUGGAACAACCCUUCUUCCACCAAGAUGAGUUCCUGACAUACCUAUUUUCCAAAGAGAACACUGUCUGGGACUCGGCCCUGGACCAGGUGUGUCCUGAAGACAUGAACAACCCCCUGUCUCAUUACUGGAUAUCCUCAUCUCAUAACACCUAUCUGACAGGUGACCAGUUUUCUAGUGAGUCAUCCCUGGAAGCGUACGCGCGCUGUCUGAGGAUGGGCUGCCGCUGCAUCGAGUUGGACUGCUGGGAUGGUCCAGAUGGAAUGCCUGUCAUCUACCAUGGACACACCCUCACCACCAAGAUCAAGUUCUGUGAUGUCCUGGCGACCAUCAAGGAACACGCCUUUGUGACGUCUGACUACCCCAUCAUCCUGUCCAUAGAGGAUCAUUGCAGCAUUGUGCAGCAGAGGAACAUGGCUACCUACUUUAAGAAGGUCUUUGGAGAAAUGCUGCUUACCAAGGCUGUGGACAUCUCCGCUGACGGAUUGCCCUCACCCAAUCAGCUUAAGAAGAAGAUCCUCAUCAAGCAUAAGAAGCUAGCAGAGGGCAGUGCCUAUGAGGAGGUGUCCACCUCUACUCCCUACUCUGAGAAUGACAUCAGCAACUCCAUCAAGAAUGGCAUUCUCUUCCUGGAGGACCCCAUCAACCAUGAGUGGUACCCUCACUUCUUUGUCCUGACCAGCAGUAAGAUCUACUACUCGGAGGAGACGUCUAGCAACCAAGGCAACGAGGAUGAGGAGGAGCACAGAGAGGUCUCUAGCGGUAUGGAGCAACAUAUAGCAGAGAAGUGGUUCCAUGGGAAGCUGGGUGCUGGUCGCGACGGGAGACAGAUAGCGGAGCGGCUGCUGUCGGAGUACUGUCUUGAGACGGGGGCUCCCGACGGGUCCUUCCUGGUCCGGGAGAGUGAGACGUUCGUAGGAGACUACACCUUGUCCUUCUGGCGUUCAGGCCGGGUGCAGCACUGUCGCAUCCACUCUCGCCAGGAGGCGGGCAGCCCCAAGUUCUACUUGACAGACAACCUGGUGUUUGACACGCUGUUCGCCCUCAUCACCCACUACCAGCAGGUAGCGCUGCGCUGUAACGAGUUUGAGAUGAAGCUGACUGAGCCUGUGCCCCAGACCAACGCCCACGAAAGCAAAGAGUGGUACCAUGCCAACCUGUCUCGGAGCCACGCCGAGAACAUGCUGAUGAGGGUUCCACGUGACGGGGCGUUCCUUGUCAGAAAAAGGGCAGAGCUAAGCUCCUUUGCCAUUUCUUUCAGGGCAGAGGGGAAGAUCAAGCACUGCAGGGUGCAACAGGAGGGCCAGACAGUGGUGUUGGGGACGUCGGAGUUCGACAGCCUGGUGGAUCUCAUCAGUUACUACGAGAAACACCCGUUGUACCGUAAGAUGAAGCUCCGCUACCCUAUCAAUGAGGAGACGCUGGAGAAGAUAGGCACCGCUGAGCCAGAUUACGGGUCUCUGUAUGAGGGGCGGAACCCUGGGUUCUAUGUGGAAGCCAAUCAAAUGCCCACCUUCAAGUGCACAGUGAAGGCCAUGUAUGAGUACAAGGCCCAGAGGGAUGAUGAAUUGUCCUUCAGUAAGAACGCCAUCAUCCAAAACGUGGACAAACAGGAAGGAGGAUGGUGGAAGGGGGACUGUGGUGGGAAGAAGCAGCUGUGGUUUCCUGCUAACUAUGUAGAGGAGAUCAGUCCUUCAGCUGUGGAGCCAGACAGAUCACAGCUGACAGAGAACAGUCCUCUGGGAGACCUGUUGAGAGGAAGUGUAGAUGUGUCUUCCUGUCAGAUUGUGGUGCGGCCUGAUGGUAAGGGAAGCAGGCUGCAUGUGUUCUCCCUCCUCCCAGCUGCCUCUCCGAGGGCAGGGCAGGUCUUGGACAUCGCUGCCAAUACCCAGGAGGAGCUCAAGGAGUGGGUCAUCAAGAUCAGAGAGGUCACCAUGACAUCAGAGGCCAAGCUGGAGGAGGGGAAGAUGAUGGAGAGAAGGAAGAAGAUCGCUCUGGAGCUGUCUGACCUGGUCAUCUACUGUAGACCUGUACCCUUCGACGAGGACAAGAUUGGGACAGAGCGGGCGUGUUUCCGGGACAUGUCUUCGUUCCCGGAGACCAAGGCAGAGAAAUAUGUGAACCGGAUCAAGGGGAAGAGGUUCCUGCAGUACAACCGGCUGCAGCUGUCCCGUAUCUACCCCCGUGGACAGAGGCUGGACUCCUCCAACUACGACCCUCUGCCCAUGUGGCUCUGUGGAUCCCAGCUGGUUGCGCUGAACUUUCAGACUGCAGACAAGCCCAUGCAGAUGAACCAGGCUCUGUUCAUGUUGAACGGGAGGAGUGGCUACGUCCUCCAGCCACCAAUCAUGAGAGACGACCACUUUGACCCCUUUGACCGACACACACUGAGGGGUCUUGAGUCAGUCACCCUGCAGAUAGAGGUGUUGGGUGCUCGUCACCUGCCUAAACACGGUCGUGGCAUCGUGUGCCCCCUGAUCGAGAUAGAGGUGUGUGGUGCAGAAUAUGACAGUGCCAAGCAGAAGACUGACUCAGAGGCGGAUAAUGGUCUGAACCCCACGUGGCCCCGGAAGCCUUUCCAGUUCACCGUGUGUAACUCUGCCUUUGCCUUCCUGCGCUUUGUGGUGUAUGAGAUUGACAUGUUCAGCGACCAGAACUUCCUGGCUCAGGCCAGCUUCCCCAUCAACAGCCUCAAGACAGGUUACCGGUCAGUCCCUCUGAAGAACAGCUGUAAUGAGGAUCUGGAGCUGGCCUCUCUGCUGGUGCACAUGGACAUCACCCGGAGCAGGGCUGAAAAUGGGGAGGUGCUGAGCCCGUUCCUGCCGGUAGGAGGUGUCUCUGCAGCGGUGGUUACCCAGACAGGACGUGAGCGUCUGGGGGAGACAGGCUCCACGUCCUCAGCCUCCUCCAUGUCCCCUCUGCCCCAGUCCCCAGCAGCCCAGACCCAGACACAGGCCUACAGAGGCAGGGAGGGCUCCUUCGAGGCCCGCUACCAGACACCUCUGGAUGACUUCAGAGUAUCACAGGAGGCUCUGCUGGACCUGGACCCUCAGAACAGGAGGUAUGUGUAAGGAGGAUGAUGCGCAGGACCAGAGUGGGCGGAGAGAACCGCGUUUAGGCCGGACCAAUCAGGGAGCAUUCCAACCACCCCCAGCUCCUCCCCGUACCGAUGAUGUCACUGACUGCUGUGAACACUGUUUCUAUGGAAACGCCCACCACCGCUUUGGCCUACAUUUCAGGCAGCUCUCCCUUGCUCUGUUCUCUUUCUCUCCUCUGUCCCCCUCCUGGAGUGAGUGUGAGGUGGAGGGGGCGGGAAGGGAGAGAGAAGACAAGGAUGACAAGAAAAAAAUGAUACGUGAAGUUUCAGCCCUCGGCUAAGAUGUCGGGAGAUGGGGAGUUUUGGCGUGCUCGACUCGAGGGAAAGAAGAAUGGAAGAGGGAGGGAUGAGAUGAGGGAGAUGGGGAGUUUUGGCGGGCUCGACUCGAGGGAAAGAAGAAUGGAAGAGGGAGGGAUGAGGUGAGGGAGAUGGGGAGUUUUGGCGUGCUCGACUCGAGGGAAAGAAGAAUGGAAGAGGGAGGGAUGAGGUGAGGGAGAUGGGGAGUUUUGGCGUGCUCGACUCGCGGGAAAGAAGAAUGGAAGAGGGAGGGAUGAGAUGAGGGAGCUGUGAAGGUGUCAGUUUGAAACUGUUUUCCACGUUAGGUUAUUAUUUUUCUCUUCUUUCUGGCGUAUAUGAGUAUAUAUAUUUAUUCCUGCUGUGCUGUUGGCCAGACGACGGCAGCAGCCAACCUGCUCUUAAAGAGCUUCUGUCUCCAUGUUUUUUUUAAUUAUUUUUAUUUAAACUUUUAAACAUUCAUGUGAUUUCUUUUUUUAAUGUGUAAAUCACGAGGGCUCUCUGUGGAGUAACUCAAGCCUUUAUACACACGGGCUUUUCUUAUUUUGCCAAACUUGCAUUCUGAAAACUACGGAUCAUUCCGUUGCCUGCCUUGUGACACUCUUACCCCCUAUACACUAUACAAUCUGGACAGCUGAAGUGUAACAGACUCCGUGAUAGAAAUGUAAAGGUAAUUGAGCCGACAAAUGCAGCAUUUACAGUGAAAGCAGCCUCUGCUAACGCGAGAACAUUGCCUUUAAAUUCCAAUCACGCUGUGAAACUGAACUUUGGCAGUGUGUCUUGAAUAGAGCCAAAAUCCCCCCCACCCCCCCAAUAUAGAACUUUAUCAAAAGUGCUACCCUAUUUGGAGAUUAGCAUGGCAUUAUUUUCCUUUUUUAGGAUGCCAUACUGCAUUGUCGAGUGCUGGAACUGGGCUCGCCUGUCUGUCCCUGAAAGCAAUGCUGUGAGUUCAAAUGCUAGUGAUGAAGUCACAUCCUUAAUGUUUAAUUCUGUUUCAAUGUGGAUAUAUGGUGGAGAGACAGGGUGCCACUGGAGGCAGUGUGUUGUAUUCAGUUCUGCCCACACGUUUACAAGACGGGCUUGGGUUUAGCAGACAUUCCGGUGCCAGCGCAGAGCGAUGUUUUUAAAUCUUGUUUUACUGUAGCAAGUGUCUACAGUUUCUGCUCUGGACUUCAUUACAUUUCCACUUGGAAUGAAAGGCAUUGGUUAUCUUUGUUUACCUAUGUGUUAAAGUUGUCUAAAUUGUAGACCGUCAUUCCUCUUAAAUGUACCGUCUUAACUGGUGUUGAGGGGCUUGCAUGUAGAUAAUCUUAGAGUAGAGCGCGCUAGGAAGUCGACUAACCUAAUUAAGUGCAGUAUUGCUGGCCGAGAAGGACCUAACUGAAAUCCUAUAGACAGUAUCGAUUUGAAAGGCUAUUCUUAAAUGUUUGUGUAGGUCGGUGGUUCUUGUAUGCAUAUUAUUCAGCUGAGGGGAUGUGUCUUUUCCAUUGCGGCAUUCCAGAUGAUCCCAAAGAUUUUCUGAAGAUUCUUUCAGUACUGCUGAUUGAUAGACUUCUGUAUUAGACUUGCAGAGACGUGACAUGAUUCAGCCUGCAGGGGUCAUAACAGCACUUUAAAUGUAUAUCGGUGUUGUUCCUGAAACCUCAAUUGAUCAUUCCUGACUGACAAACGCCCCCAGUUGGUGGUUCAAUGGAAGUUGCUCUCAGCAACCAAUCUAAGGUCAUGCACUUUUGUGCUUACCCCCACAAUAGUUUAGGCUGAGUAGGGGACGCCAGAGUGAUUUCACUUGAUAUGCAAUGCCCCUCUUGAGCAGACCAUACACUCUAAAACCAGUAUUUAGAAUGUUAUGCCAUGGAGGGAAACUCCUUUUGAAGCCAUAUGGAACAUGGGGGUUGGAACUGAAUCUUGCCACCUUUUUGUUUUGCAGCCAUUGUCAAACCUUCACGGUGAGGUUGGGGGAACGUGUGUGUGCGCGCACACUCUGUGUUGCCCCUCUUGUGCUACAUAGCUCCUAAUGCUGACCAGUGUGCUUUCUUCCAUGGGCCUCGAUGUACACGACUAUAUAUCUACAUUGUUCUUUCAGAAAUCCUGUUGUCAUCCACUGUUUCUUUUGAUCUAGACACAUCACAAUUGUGACUGAUGGUCUCAUUUACAAACCAAGCCUUUCUGUAUUGUGCCUAAACUAUGGAGAAAAGUAUUCAUUUCAUUUUGCCUUUCAUAUGCAACAUAUUCAAGCCUGAGAAUUAAAGUACUUAAUCAACUAUGA
Molecule: messenger RNA, 6869 nt
Organism: Oncorhynchus masou masou (cherry salmon)
Lineage: Eukaryota; Metazoa; Chordata; Actinopteri; Salmoniformes; Salmonidae
Gene: plcg1
Product: phospholipase C, gamma 1
Exons: 33
Coding region: 369-4283 (1304 amino acids)
Biological process (GO): positive regulation of epithelial cell migration; phospholipid catabolic process; phosphatidylinositol-mediated signaling
Molecular function (GO): phosphatidylinositol-4,5-bisphosphate phospholipase C activity; protein binding
Source: RefSeq, a predicted model, not a curated record